This is a messenger RNA of Penicillium cosmopolitanum, 552 nucleotides long. RefSeq lists its product as uncharacterized. The record is from RefSeq and is a predicted model, not a curated record. Bases 1 to 552 code for a protein of 183 amino acids. Gene Ontology annotation, molecular function: heme binding; oxidoreductase activity, acting on paired donors, with incorporation or reduction of molecular oxygen; iron ion binding. NCBI's taxonomy places the organism in Eukaryota, Fungi, Ascomycota, Eurotiomycetes, Eurotiales, Aspergillaceae. The transcript has 3 exons.
AUGCCCGUCGUUGGGAUAUCUCCAUUUGAGUCUUACAAGUCACUGACUCCUCUACAGCACAGGGACUUUGCGUUUCAAGUGGCAACGCCAACUGGCUGGAAUGUUUGUAUCUGCAAUGAUGCCAUGAUCAGGGAGUACCUCAAUGCUUCAGAUGAGUACCUAUCUUCCACAGCUCCAAUUCAAGGGUUUUUUCAAUCCAGAUUUACGGCUCCUGGACUAUUUCAUAAAAUACCGAGCUCAAUGAUGAGCAAAGCACUUACCUGGUCUCGAACCCGCACCAGGUCAGGGGAUGAAUACUUUCCAAGCUUCAUCGAGGAGAUUCAGCACUCAUUUGAACAAGAGAUUAAUAAUCACCUGCAGAGCGAUGGUGACUGGAAUCAAUUCGACUGUUAUACGAUCGCCAGCCGCCUUGUGAUGGGCCUUGUUGCAAAGUUACUAGCAGGGGACGAGUGUCGCAAUCCAGAGAGCAUCGACCUUUUCUGUGAUUAUACAGCCGAAAUGCUUGUCGGAGGCCCAUAUAUUCGCAGAUUCCCCGACUUCAUAAAACCGUAA